Messenger RNA from Lingula anatina, 1380 nucleotides. RefSeq names its product periodic tryptophan protein 2 homolog. Gene Ontology annotation, biological process: ribosomal small subunit assembly; maturation of SSU-rRNA from tricistronic rRNA transcript (SSU-rRNA, 5.8S rRNA, LSU-rRNA). The record is from RefSeq and is a predicted model, not a curated record. Gene Ontology annotation, molecular function: protein binding. Gene Ontology annotation, cellular component: small-subunit processome; Pwp2p-containing subcomplex of 90S preribosome. Lineage: Eukaryota; Metazoa; Brachiopoda; Lingulata; Lingulida; Lingulidae.
AGCAAGAAGUGGCAACUCGAGAUGCAGAGAAAACAGAAGACAAGAUUUUAUAUAAACGUCUUGCAAAACACAAUUACAAAGAAGCACGCGGUGAAGGUGCAGCAUAUGCUAAGUUAACCAGUGCAGCUUAUCACAAAUGCACACACAUUCUGUGCUCAGGAUUUGAAGAUGGUGCCUUCUUUCUUCAUGAGAUGCCAGAUUUCAAUCUGAUACACUCUCUGAGUAUAUCUGACCAGAGCAUCAUCUCUAUAGAAUUCAACAAGCCUGGGGACUGGAUUGCUCUGGGCUGUGCUGGUCUGGGACAGCUGCUUGUGUGGGAAUGGCAGAGUGAGUCAUAUGUACUGAAACAACAAGGUCACUUCAACAACAUGAGCUGCCUGGCAUACUCGCCUGAUGGGCAGUAUAUUGCUACAGGAGGGGAUGAUGGGAAGGUUAAGGUCUGGAAUACUAGUAGUGGUUUGUGUUUUGUGACAUUUAAUGAACACCUGGGAGGUAUCUCAGGUGUGGCCUUCAGCCAGAGUGGACAAGUAGUGGUCACUGCCUCACUGGACGGGACUGUCAGAGCAUUUGACCUUAACAGAUAUCGUAACUUCCGUACCUUUACAUCACCACGCCCUGUUCAGUUUUCAUCCCUGGCCUUGGACUCAAGUGGCGAGAUUGUUUGUGCGGGGGGUCUGGACGUGUUUGAGAUCUUUGUAUGGUCCAUGAAGACAGGGAGGCUGUUGGAGGUUCUUGCUGGACAUGAGGGACCUAUUAGCAGUCUUGCCUUUAGUACUGGACAUGCCAUAUUGGCCAGCACAUCCUGGGAUAAAACUGUAAAAUUAUGGGAUAUAUUUGAAAGUAAAGGCUCCCGUGAAACAAUACUCCUGGGAUCAGAUGUGCUGGGCUUGGCCUACAGGCCUGAUGGUGCUGAGGUGGCAGUUUCCACUCUUAAUGGUCACAUCUCCUUCUGGGAUGUCCACUCUGCUGUCCAGACUGGCUCCAUAGAGGGCAGGCCUGAUCUUGGAUACAGUAGGAAAGAACUGGACAAGAUUACUGCCAAGAAGUCUGCUGGUGGAAAAGCAUUCACCAGCCUUUGUUAUACAGCAGAUGGACAAUGCAUUCUGGCUGCUGGACGGUCCAAGAAUGUCUGUAUCUACUCUGUGGCUGACCAGAUUCUGAUCAGGAAGUUUGAGAUCUCUUGUAAUCUGUCUUUUGACGGAAUGGAGGAGUAUUUGGACAGAAGAAAGAUGACAGAAUGGGGAAGUCUUGCUCUUGUGGAUGAGGCAGCAGAAGACGGGAAGACCUCCAUAGCGCUACCCGGUGUGAAAAAGGGAGACAUGAGCUCAAGGCACUGGAAACCUGAAGUCUUGGUGUCCUGUGUGCGCUUCUCCCCCACUG